Aureobasidium musti is the source of this 1596-nucleotide messenger RNA. NCBI's taxonomy places the organism in Eukaryota, Fungi, Ascomycota, Dothideomycetes, Dothideales, Saccotheciaceae. The record is from the annotation of a GenBank genome assembly.
AUGGUUGAUCAACCAGGAUCCCCAACCAAGAAGUCUCCUGUUCGCAGCGAACAUCCUUCAAUCCUCGACCUCCAAUACCUCAAAGGCCGCGUCUCAUGGAUUCGAGACGAACUAGAUCCUCUUGUCGCUCGGGAUGGUCCGGAUACCCUACGACCUGAUACUGUCAUCAUUCUCUUCAAAUUCUUUGAGCAGUUACGCACAUGUCAAUUAACUCAAGAAGCUAUCCGCGACUCCCGCAUACACCUGGCCCUCAUCGAGAUUUCUAGGCGUGCUACCAGAUGGCCGGUCAGACUUAUUGAAGAAGCCGAAGAAAUUAUUAUCAAAUGGGAGUCCAAGUGGGGCUCACUCUCAAACAUCAAGGUCAAUCUUUACGAUACAGGCGGAAGAUUACAUGGCAUCAGCACUCCCGAGGAUAUCCAACGAAAAUUGCUACUCAACAAAUGGUCGCGCAAAGAGACCGCAUGGGUCAACCCAAACUUAGCGAGGCGAAAUGGAGACCUUGGUUUUCUACCAGGAGACUGGUGGAUUAACACCAUGUUUGCAUAUCACGACGGCAUCAUUGCCAACCCAUCAUCAGAUAGUGGUGUCACCACCUGUUAUACACAAGCAUACGCCUUGCUUUUGGCGGAUAAUGACGAGCUGGAAUGUACAGAUCCAGCACACUUCACAUACCGCUCGUCUUCAGGUGAUGUUAGACGGUACCACCUUUGCGCCGGGACGCUGGCCUCAAGACGGCCCAUUCGUGUGCUGCGAAGUCAUACUUUACGGAGCUUCUUCGCUCCACGUGCUGGCGUCAGAUAUGAUGGGCUUUACAAGGUCUCUGGAUGGCGCAUUACUCAGGAUCCCAAGACGAAAGAGAUCCACUAUAACAUAUCCUUCGAUCGUCUGCCUUCGGAGCCAUCACUUGGUCCGGUGCUAGAACACCCGACUGCGGAAGAACUAGAUGACUACCGUGAAUACAAACGCAUCCGAAAAGAUAUCCGAAAAAAUCGCAACCUUUUGCGUCACGGUCUGCGAUUCGGUGCUUCCAACACCGCUUCCAAUUCGACUCAGGACCAUGUUUCAAUAUCAAAGAAGACUGACAGUCAUGACACCAUAAAGACUAUACAAAAAUCGGUUGCUCGGAGGAGACCCAGCUCGCUGUCCCUCCAAAUCUCAGCUUCCGAGCCUCCUUCUUCUGAUCGGAACGUGCCAACGAAGUCUGAAGGAAACCCUUUCUUUNCCAGCUCAGCACCUGAUGACAACCCCUUCUUCUCUGGUGGUCUGGACUCGCAAACCGGUCUUGGCAAGAUCAACACGCUGCGUCCAGAUAUGAUCAACUAUGCACCUGUGCUACAAGCCGCCUCUGAUGCUGGUGCGGCCAUCGAUCCAUUCUUUGCAAACGCUUUAGAAGAGCAAGCAUCGAAGAGGGCAGCUGCUUUUAGAUUGAGUAUCAGCCCACCGACAUCUCCACGGUCAGUGAAAUCGAUGAGCCUCAAUCUCGGUGGUAGGAAACCGAUGGUUGGAUUCAUUAGUACGAUUCACGAGGCAGAUGAGCAGAAAAGCGAUUCGUACACGAGGCGAGACUCACAAAGCCCGGUGCUUUCCAAAGGCUGA